GCAGAUCUUGUGCAAGUCACAAUGAAAAUUUAUGCAGAUUUUGUGCAGAUAUUUUAGUACAAUAAAAUUUGUGCAUGAAAAGUAAACAUUAUGCACUAACACAUAUUUACAAGUCUAUUUGUACAAAAUGUUUACCAACUUUGUACGUAUUUCUGGGCAUCUACUUAGUAAUUAAAUAUAUGUAUAAGUUUUAUGCAAACUUAUCUACAUUAAAAUUGUACCAUAAAAUCUGUAUCAAAUAUGCACCAAAUAUGCACCAAAUAAUAUAUGAAUUCUGCUGCAGAUUUCCAUGCACCAAACUAGCAUCAAAUAUGCACAAAGAAAAAAAGGGUGAUCAGGCGCCAUCUUCAUGCUACACAGUUCUCUACUCAUUUCCUACAGCCGUCAAAACGUGGUUUUCUUCUUUCUUAAAAUAUUAAAUAAUUAAUUAAUAUGGAAAAAUUGGUUCAAAGUGCAGACCAAAGUGAUAAAACUUUCACGGUGGUCGAGUUUCACUUAGAUAAUGGAGUAAGUGUUGUUCCAAGUUCUUGGAUAUCGGAAAAAGUAGGAAAAAAGUUUUGUCCGUUUCCUGAUCCGAUUCCGAAGGAUUUUGAAAGUAUUCAAUCCAACCUAAAUAGUGUUCCUGGCCAGGAUUGGAUUACUUAUGAAGUCACUUGUGUCAGAGUUCAUGAUAACUACAAAAGAGCACAGGGAAAAGCAAAAAAGCACAUUAGGAAUCAACAGGUUGACUCGACUGAUGCAGAAUCAGGACGAGGAAAACGAUUUCGAAAAAAUGAAGAAGUCCUUGUCACCCCGGCCGUAUCAGAACCACCUCCGUCGUUGCUUCAUCAAAUAAAUAGUGGCUCGAGUCGGCAAGUGAACGGUCCUGCUGAAAUCCCAAACGAUCAACAGCUGCAGACCCUACAAAUUCCAUACAUACGAGUUGAGGCGGAUCAGCAACUCUCAGAGCUAUUUUCAGAAUUUAGAAAUUUUCAAGAAGAAUCAUUACGAAACCAAGCAUUUUUACUGGAACGAGUGCAAAAUUUGGAGAAUCUUCUAUUGAACUCAUUACAAAAUCGAGGUGCCAACUCCCGCUGGGCUGGAUGGAAAUGGCCAAUUAAAACAACAGCUGACGUGGAUGCAGUCGAAUUAUGGUUAUUGGACCCACGCAACUACCAGGAAGAAGUUUUGAUAUUGUCAAAAGUUGGUGGUAAUUCCGGUGGCACAAAGUGUGUUUACGACACCCUUGAUUGGAUGAUUUGUCAUCAACUGGCGCUGACCCUUCGCUAUACCAGUAAGAGUGGAAAAACAGCUAUUCGUAAAACUUACUCGUGAGUCCGUCAGACUAUCAAAUCCUGGAUUAACGGAUCGCCAGAUCAAUCGCUUCAUUGCUUCCUGGUUUCGACAGUCCUCACAACGUGAUAAAUCGAGAAAUGAAAACAAAACUGGUCACCCCACGCAGAACACUGCAACGGCGAGCGGAGAGGGUGGUCACCGCGGCACUCAAGAGAAUUCGAACUCAACGAACUCAACGUACGACAACGAUUCUGGCAGAGACGAGUAAUGAAGACGAAUCAAACAACCAGCAUUCUCGUCACAUCGCUAAUUUAGAACAUGUAGAAAGUAAUUUGCAAAUUGAGGAAGCUGAAAAUCUUAUGCCAACUUGUUCUGUUAUCCCACCAAUUAAUAAUAAGUCUAAAUUAAUUCAGUUAGGUAAAUGGGCAACCGAGUUUAAUAUUAGUCAUAUCGCUCUGUCAAAACUAUUAUAUUUAGCCCGUGAAUGGCUGCCUCAUGAGGGGUUUCCAAUGGAUCCUAGAACACUUUUAAAAACUAAACGGGUCAUAGAAAUUAGGGAUAUUGAAGGGGGAAAAUUUUAUCACUUCGGAAUCCUCAAACAUAUUAAUGAAGUAAUAGAAUCGGGGAACUUAUUAGAUUUUACAAUUCCCAAUUUGAGCAAUUUUCUAGAAUUACGGAAUCUUUUAACACUUAAAAUUGGAAUAGAUGGGUUGCCAAUUUCCAGAAGUUCAAACAAGCAAUUUUGGCCAAUUUUAGGGAAGCUGGAUCAAGAUCCAAGAUCGAGAGUUUUUAUAAUUAGUUUAUUUUAUGGAUCUCAAAAGCCACAAAGUUUAGAAACCUUCUUGGGUCCAUUUGUCAAAGAAAUGCUAAAAUUGGAGCAAAAUGGUGUGCACGCUAAAGGCUGUCAUUAUUCAGUUAGGAUUCGCUGUCUUGUAGCUGAUGCGCCGGCUCGCAGCUUUCUUAAGCGAAUAAAAGCCCACAAGGGAAAGGUAUUACGCCAGGCAUAACAUGGAGGAAGGCAGCGUCGCAAAUUUAGUCAUUCCACACUUCGUAAAGGAAUUAGGAGGAUUUUGUUACACAGUUUUGUCCCGAUUUUAUACAUUUAUUCCGGUAAAGUUUCACAUUUUGAAUUACAAAUCUUCAGAUUAUUUCCACCCAGAAGCUGCCUUUUACGCCGACAAAUUUCCACAACAUGUACAACAUUUAUUAUAUUCCGUGAUGAAUCCAAGGGUUCGAUGGAAUCCGGAAAAAUUGCCGUUGUCGGAAGAUUUUACAUAAAAAGGAGUAAAUCAGAUGGUCGAGGAGGAAAUUUUAAAGUGUCAUAGAUCCGCUUAUAUCGGACCAUCGAGGGAGGUGGAUGUCUACUAUGAAUAUUUGAAGAGACAUUUUCCCACCAAAAAGUGGUAUCGUGGAGGGAAAACGAUUUUUGAAAGGCGGUUCGGAUUUAUGUUCACCGUGUGGCGGGAAUCGCGGAUGGUCCGAUAUUUUAAAUUGUUCGUGGAUUCUGGGAUUUACAACCGGGUUUCUAAUCAGGUCGCGCUCAAUGCGAACAUCCUUCGAGAAAGGGAGGCGAAUUUAGGGAAAAGUGAGAAAUUUCGGUAUGCCGAAAUGUCCUUCAAGGUGGUGCAGCUUGGUGAUAGUAUUCAAACUGUUUUCAUUCUGCUCGCCAUCUGUUUAGGGGUCUCUUGUUGUGUCGUCGUUUUCGAAUGCGGGAAAUAUAAUCGGGCAGCCAUUGCGAAAAGGGGUGCACUAAUUUGUGCUAGAAUUAUAAAAACUGUGCAAAGAUGUCGGAAGAAAACACGGCCCGCAGUGUGAUCCCACAGUUUUUAGCAUUCGGUGCAAGAUGAUUACCAUGCGGUUUACAUGAAAAAUGUUUAUAUAUGUAUCCUUAGGUAACAUGUAUCCUUAAUAUGAUAAUUUUUAUAAUAAUGUGUGCAUAAUAAUAAUAUGAUAAUAUGUAUCCUUAGAUACAAACAUAUAUUUGUAUGUAUCAUCCUGCCCAUCCAUAUUAGUAGUGCACACUACUACGUUUGGUUUAUCAGCAUGGCUGGUUAUCUAAUCAUGUGGAAAACCGAGCCACAUUUGUCUCAUUUUUCCACCUCAGCUUAUGCAUAAGCUGAAUUUUGUAUAGUAUCGUCGCCGGGCUAUUAACGUCUGUGGAUCUGGCAAAAGUCCGGCAUAUCUACGGAUAAUUAUAUGCUCUUAAAUAUGUACAGUAUCCAAUUCACGAAUAAGACUAACUCAGAUCUUAAGUUUAUGCUUAAACUCCACGAAGUAGAAAUUAGAUAUUGCAAAUUUACACUUGCAGAUUAUGUAAAAAAUUUUGCAUAAUAAUAACUUGAUAAUUCGCACAGUGUUUUACAGUCAAAUUUUUAUUGUUUAGUUAAUAUGCAAGCAAAAUUUAUUUUGAAAUAAAUAAGUUCAUAUUACUUAUAAAACAUUGACUUUGAAUUUACCUGUCGCGUAAAGUAUUUAAAUAUUUAAAACUAUUAAAGUCGAACUUUGUAAUGGAAGUGGUGUGACCAACAAUAAUUAUGCAACAUUGCGUAAGAACCAAUGCAAAUUGGCGAGAUAUACUUUUAUGCAUGCACAAAUGAUAAGAUAUGAUGACAGAGUGAUAAACUAAU
Messenger RNA from Folsomia candida, 3902 nucleotides. RefSeq lists its product as uncharacterized. NCBI's taxonomy places the organism in Eukaryota, Metazoa, Arthropoda, Collembola, Entomobryomorpha, Isotomidae. The transcript has 6 exons. The coding region runs from base 433 to 1314 and encodes 293 amino acids. The record is from RefSeq and is a predicted model, not a curated record.